AUGUAUAAACUAAAUACACUCUUCUUUCUCGUCCUCACUGGGCUAGACUUAGUGGGUGGUUUGAAGAGAAAAGGUCCACGUAUGUAAAGUCCUUUUAAUAUUGCACCUCUCCCCAAUAGUCUCAAUUUUGUAUCCUCAUUUUUACCAUGUUAUAGGUACUCCAUUACCGGCUGAGAACUGGGCUGCCGCAUCCGAGAAAGCAAAGGCUUUUGUAUCACAACUCGAUGUCACCGAAAAGGCAAGUAUGGUGACGGGUUCCCCAGGAGCCUGUAUUGGAAACAUAGCGCCUAUGCCACGGCUCAACUUUUCGGGAAUCUGCUUCACCGAUGGCCCCCAUGCAGUCAGUCGAAUGGAGAUUGUCAGCGUUUUCCCUGCUUCACUUACAAUGGCUGCCACAUGGGAUAAAGAUCUUCUCUACGAGCGUGGAUACGCCCUUGGUGAGGAAUUUCGGGAAAAGGGUUCUCAUGUUGGUCUUGGGUAGGUGUUUUCUUUCGCUUAUAGUAUUUUUGCUCUUCAAGACCUGUAACUAAAUGGACUAAUAGGCCUUCUGCGGGGCCUUUGGGACGCCAUCCUCUUGGGGGAAGAAAUUGGGAGGGGUUUUCUCCUGAUCCAUACCUAUCCGGUGUAGCUAUGCGAGAGACCAUCCUCGGAACGCAAGAUGCUGGCACUCAAACCACAUCCAGGCACAUCAUUGGUAAUGAACAAGAAACACAAAGGACGAACAGUUUUCUUGAGGAUGGAAUAGAGGUACAUGCUCUCUCUUCCAACAUCGAUGAUCGUACUAUGCACGAGCUUUACAUGUGGCCAUUUGCUGAUGCCGUCAAAGCUGGCACAACUUCUGUUAUGUGUGCCUUUAAUCGUGUGAACCAGACAUACUCCUGCGAGGAUGAUCAACUCCUUAACCAUAUUCUCAAGAAGGAACUUGGCUUUGAAGGAUAUUUCUUCUCUGAUGUAGGCAAUACAAUUUAGCCAUACCAUGGUUGCAACUGUUUAGAGUGAAACUAAUAGAUCUCGUCUCGUAGUGGUUUGCUACUCAUUCCGGAGCUAAAUCCAUCAACGCAGGUUUGGACUUGACCAUGCCUGGUUAUCUGAGCUUGCAGGAACCAGAAAAAUCUUAUUUCGGGGCUAAUAUCACCAAUAACCUCGAAAAGCGGUAACAUCACUAUGUCUCGUUUGGACGACAUGAUCCAGAGGAUAAUGACACCUUACUACCUUCUCAACCAGGAUCACAGCGAUUAUCCUUCACUCGACCCAUCCGCUAUAUGUAUUCUCGGUGCAAGUCUUACUGGCGAAAUCAGUUGCAGCAUCGCCGCUCGUGAUGUUCGUGGAAAUCACUCUUCGCUUAUUCGUAGGAUGGGUUCGGAUGGGACAGUCCUUUUGAAGAAUGUGAAUAAUGCCCUUCCACUCAAAUCACCGAAGUCGAUCGCUGCCUUUGGAAAUGAUGCCGGCGAUCUCAUGAGUGGACUCACAUAA
Hymenoscyphus albidus is the source of this 1473-nucleotide messenger RNA. The record is from the annotation of a GenBank genome assembly. NCBI's taxonomy places the organism in Eukaryota, Fungi, Ascomycota, Leotiomycetes, Helotiales, Helotiaceae.